This is a messenger RNA of Arabidopsis arenosa, 2120 nucleotides long. NCBI's taxonomy places the organism in Eukaryota, Viridiplantae, Streptophyta, Magnoliopsida, Brassicales, Brassicaceae. The record is from the annotation of a GenBank genome assembly.
CACAGAGCAUUAUUACAAGACGAAUUAGAGAUUUACUUAACCUAGGAAUUAUAUAUACCUUAGCUAGUUCUUCUUUGAAUCCACAGGAUCGAUAUGAAGUCUUUUCCGGUUGGAUCACGGUUUCUUCCGAAAGAUCUAGGUUUGGUGAGGUUUUAUCUUCGAAACAUGGUGGAGAGGAAGCAGAGCAGUUUCAUAACAACUAUGGACGUCUACGACGACGAGCCGUGGCUUCUUCCUCACGUAAACAAUCCUCUGUUCAAGAACAAGGUGUGGUACUACUUUGUUCCGCUGACUAAACGAGGUUCAAGCGUGCAACGGAAGGUACCCGGAAGAGAAGGAAGCGAAGGCGGCUCUUGGAGAAGCAACGAUAGGAAAGAAGAGAUCAUGGACGGACAUGAAAGGGUGAUGGGUUACCAGCAGUCUUUCACGUACCACAGGAAAGUGCAUGGAGUGCUUGUCAAGACAGAUUGGCUGAUGCAGGAGUAUUCUCUUCACAAGCGUGAUGAGCACCAAAAGUUGGUCUUGUGUCGGAUCCGAUACAAGAAAAAGAAGAACGUCAACAAGAUUAGACGCGUUAACCAUCAAGCUCAUCAGACUCAGGUGGCGGAGAACACCAACAACAUCUUACAGAGCCAAUCAGUGCAAGAAGAGGUUGAUUUAACCGAUUUUCCUGAUGAGCUUGAGACGAUGCUAGAGGGACAAGAAGAUCGUGAGGAGCAAGAAGAGGUUGACUUAACUGAUUUUCCUGAUGAGCUUGAGACGAUGCUAGAGGGACAAGAAGAUUGUGAGCAACAACAAGAGGCUGAGUUAACCGGAUUUUCUGAUGACCCUGAGUCGAUGUUGCUAGAUGGAGAAGAAGAUCGUGACGUUACCCAACAACAACAACAACAACAACAACAGCAAGAAGAAGAGAUACCGGUUCCUACACCGAUGCAGAACAACGACAACAACAAUAACGUCGUCAUGAUGAUGUCGAACCAACAAGUGCAAGAAGAGGCUGCAGGUUUAAUCGGUUUGGCUGAUGAUUUUGCGAUGACACUUCUGGAGGGACAAGAAGACCGUGACGUUACUCAACAGCAACAACAGCAGCAAGAAGAAGAUGAUAUGAUGGUGCUGAUGGACAAUCCUAAUGAUGCUCUCGCAUUGGGGUUUUAUGAGUUUAUUGAUCUAACUUGGUACAACGAUGGCGAAGACUCUCUUGUUUUCACCGUAGCAGAGUCUACUGAAUCCGGCUUCGAAGAACUGAUAACUGAUUCCUCUAAAGAUAUCAAUGUGUUGCAUGGCGUCUUGCCCAAGUUACCUCCUCCUCAUGUCUCUCCAGAAGGAAUUCAGAUGCGGCCAAUAAUGGUGAUGCAAGUCACCAUCUUCCCUCGAGCUGGAGUCUGUAUCGGCAACUCAGCUACACAUGUUGCAACAGAUGGAGUCACCUUCAGUCAUUUCAUGAAGUAUUGGAUGUUACUGACCAAAUCCAACGGCAAAGAUCCUGCCACGGUUCAUCUACCCCCUUUGCUUAUUCACAGCUGCAGAAACAUGAUCAAGGACCCAGGAGAGAAUCAGAUAGACAAUCUCAAGAGCUGGGUUAAAGAGCAGUCUGAGAAUCAAUCUCCUGUUUCUACCUUCGUGGUAGCUCUAGCUUUCAUUUGGGUAAGCUUGAUGAAGACACUUGUUCCAGACAGUGAAACAGAGGCUAAGGAGGAAGACAAAGAUGAAGUCUUUCACUUGAUGAUCAAUGUGGAUUGCAGGAAUCGUCUCAAGUACUCAGAACCAAUACCACAAACAUACUUUGGAGCUCCGAAAUUGGGACUGUAUGAUAUGGAUUUUGGGUUAGGAAAGCCCUGCAAAAUGGAGAUAGUGCACAUAGAAACAGGUGGUUCUAUUGCAUUCUCAGAGUCCAGAGACGGUAGUAAUGGAGUUGAGAUUGGAAUAGCACUGGAGAAGAAGAAAAUGGAAGUAUUUGCCUCAAUUCUACAACAGGGGAUCAAGAAAUUCGAGAAGUAGCAGCCCUUUUCUCAUCCAAUAACUUGUAGCAACAACAUUUACCGAUCAACACAACCUCAAUUAGUAAGUCCCAACAUUCCACAAACGUCCUGAAUAUGGUUCAAUAAUUAUCUCCAAUCUCA